Lycium ferocissimum is the source of this 1084-nucleotide messenger RNA. RefSeq names its product serine/threonine-protein phosphatase 7 long form homolog. The transcript has 5 exons. The record is from RefSeq and is a predicted model, not a curated record. Bases 89 to 1084 code for a protein of 331 amino acids. NCBI's taxonomy places the organism in Eukaryota, Viridiplantae, Streptophyta, Magnoliopsida, Solanales, Solanaceae.
GCCAUACGCGCGGAGAUGGUCGCGAGGCCGUACUGCAGGUGUGGAGACGCACCAUGUCAUUCUCCCGUUUAGGGAUCAGUUAGACCGCAUGACGGCCCCCGAGGCUUUCAUAUGGACGCCGUAUGAUCAGAUUUUGGGUCAGCUGCCGGCGUUUUGUAGGGCUGGUGAGCACAUGUGGACUGCACGGUGUCCAUUGAUCCAUAUGGACAUCGUUGAGCAUCACGCACCCGACCGUGUAUUACGGCAGUUUGGGCAUGUGCAGAACAUACCCGCGGCUACACAUUGGGAGCACUACCACUACACCAGGGACGAGCGUUCGAUCGAUAGUACGGCAUGGCGGGCGCGUAUGCACCAGGAAGUCAAUGCAUGGAACAAGAGGAUGACGACUCUAGCGGCGGUCGGACAUGACACUCCGGUCCAUGAGUACAUGACUUGGUACAUGCAUAUCACUCGCUCUUUGGUUGCCAACCCCUCGACACCGCGUCCUGAUGGCCGAGGAUAUGCAUCACUCUCAGGAGCGUACGAGGCGCUGCUACGGAUGACUCUGAUGAUACGCCAUGAGAGCAUUCCCCUUACGGAGUGCACCGACCCCGGGAUAGUAGCAUAUGCGGCACGGAUAGUUCAUCUUACCGACACUGGUAUGACACGGAACGGAGUGGCAUCGUGUCGAGGAUGUACCGGAGGGUGUUCUGGGGUGGCUCCGUCGGCUACAGAUACCCUUUCUUCUUCCAGGCCGUCGACUUCACAGAGACCUGGAUAUACGCCAGAGAUGUUCCCACGUUAUGAUCCUUGGUCAUCAUUUCCGCAGAUGCCAGUUGGUGAUCUACAUAUUGGAGGUGGAGAUGAGGACUUGGAUAUUAUUUUCGAUGACUUCUUUCUCCGUUCUACAGUUGGUGAUCUACAUAUGGGAGGUGGAGAUGAGGACUUGGAUAUUAUUUUCGAUGACUUCUUUCUCCGUUCUACAGCCGGGCCUUCGGCACCAUCUGCAUCUCCGGCUCCGCGGGCCGCUCAGGAGCCCUCUCACAUGCCAUCUCAGGAGCCCGUUCAUUCUUCUGCGCCUGUGGACCCGUCUCCGCCUGUCUAG